AUGAGUAAUCGAACACCGUUUACAAUGUCAGCAGGAAUAACAAAUCCAAACUAUAAAUCAGAUAGUGUUCGUUAUACACCUCCAAACCGCAUUAAACAGUUACAGGGACAAGUUGAUGAGGUUACGGAUGUUAUGAGAAAUAACAUUCGAUUAGAAUUAGAACGUGGUGGGGCACUUGAUGCACUGGAACAGAAAUCAGACAUUUUAAAUGAAGGAGCACGAAGCUUUUCUAUUCGUUCAAAACAACUUAAAAAGAAAUAUUGGUGGAAAAAUCUUAGAAGGUUUCUCUUUCAUAGAAUACACUUUACAAUGUCAGCAGGACUAACAAAUCCAAGCUAUCAAUCAGACAGUGUUCGUUAUACACCUUCGCCACGUCUUCAAGGAUUACAGAACCAAGUUGAUGAGGUUACGGAUGUUAUGAGAAAUAAUAUUGGAAUAGCAUUAAAACGUGGUGAAGCACUUGAUCAACUGGAACAAAAAGCAGAAAAUUUAACUUCUGAGACCGAAAGGUUUUCUUAUCGUUCAAAACAACUCAAAAAGAAGUAUUGGUGGAAAAAUCUUAGAAUGUGGAUUAUUCUUGGUAUUGUUGUUGCAAUCAUCAUCAUUAUAAUUAUCAUUGCUGCUGUUGCCAGUGGAAAGAAAAAAACAUAG
Adineta steineri is the source of this 651-nucleotide messenger RNA. The record is from the annotation of a GenBank genome assembly. NCBI's taxonomy places the organism in Eukaryota, Metazoa, Rotifera, Eurotatoria, Adinetida, Adinetidae.